AUGGAAGAAACAACCAUUGAACAAUUUGCACGUGCUUGUUGUAAUAAUAAUAUCUAUUUGGUAGAAUUAUUUCUUGAGCAAUUAACUAUUCAAGAAAUUAAUCAUAAAUUGGAACCAGACCAUGUUACAGCAUUACAUUAUGCAACAUAUUUUGGUCAUCAAGAAAUUAUAUCUCUUUUAUUAGAUCAUGGUGCGUCGUCUACAAUAAGAAUGAAAGACGGCCGUACACCAUUGGAUUUAGCUGAAACACAAGAAAUUCAGAAUCUAUUUAAAACAAAAACUGAUAACAGAAAUUUUGAACAAUUUAUGAUUAUGAAAAACACAAAAAAAAAUAUUCAUCUUCGUACGUAUUUAUUUUUAUGCUAUAAUAUUGCUUAUUUCCCUCAAGCAGUGUGUAAACACAAACAGUUAUGA
Didymodactylos carnosus is the source of this 414-nucleotide messenger RNA. Lineage: Eukaryota; Metazoa; Rotifera; Eurotatoria; Philodinida; Philodinidae. The record is from the annotation of a GenBank genome assembly.